AUGGAAAUGGUGAAUAAAGGAGUCGAAAUGAUAUUUGAGCUGAUCCAAAAUGACUUCAGAGCUAUUGACUUUUCAGCAAAAAAAAAUCAUGGAAAGAUCCGUAACUCCAUUGGAUUUUUGAACGGAUUGCAUCUCCUCAACCUGUCAGGUAACACAUUCACAAGCAAUAUACCUCAAUCUUUGGCAAAUCUGACAAAUCUCGAGUCGUUAGACCUAUCCCGGAAUCAGCUUUCUGGUCAGAUUCCUAGAGAUCUUGGCAGCCUCUCCUUUUUUUCAGUCAUGAACUUCUCCCACAAAAAUCUCCAAGGUCCAAUACCACGAGGCACACAGUUUCAAAGGCAUAAUUGUUCAGUGUUCGUGGGAAACCUUAAGCUCUACGGUCUCGAAGAUGUAUGUGGAGAAACUCAUCAUGUCCCGAAUCGUACACCACAAGAAGCAGAGGAUUUGUCGGAGUCAGAAGAACAAGUGAUUAGUUGGAUACUUGGAUAG
Molecule: messenger RNA, 489 nt
Organism: Microthlaspi erraticum
Lineage: Eukaryota; Viridiplantae; Streptophyta; Magnoliopsida; Brassicales; Brassicaceae
Source: the annotation of a GenBank genome assembly